Messenger RNA from Chilo suppressalis (striped riceborer), 9686 nucleotides. Lineage: Eukaryota; Metazoa; Arthropoda; Insecta; Lepidoptera; Crambidae. The record is from the annotation of a GenBank genome assembly.
GCAAUAUUCGAAUCGUGUUUGACGUUUACCCGAGAGCGAGCGCGAAGGGAAUCGAAAGUUUGUUUGUAUAUUUUUGCCGGUGAUCUUUUUUGCUGGAUAUAAUGGAAGACUGGGAGCUGAUAGUAGAAAGUUAUCCAGCAGUACCAGACUUGAGGUUGUUCAGUAAAAUGUUAAAGACAGCUGAGGUGGCCUUAAAUGGAGACUUAGCAGCAUUUGAGUCCGAUUGGAUUAUCAGCACGUUAUUCUAUAAGCCAGUUAAUCUAUUUGAAACGGUGACCUCAAACUGCCACGAUAGCCAGUGGUGCAAGCCAAUCUGCGAUGCGUUCAAGCUGAUAUGUUGUGUCGUCGAGAAGUACUCUUUGGAUUAUGAUAAUAUUGUUACUCUAUGCCUCGUAUCAUACGCGCCUCAGAUUCGUAAAGACGCCUUAAAAUGUCUGACUGCAGUCGCGAGGGUGACCGAAGAAGCAGGUCGUGACGUGCAUAAACUUGUCUCAGAAUUGGAACAAAUUGUUACAGGGAAAGCGCCAUUGGCUGUGCUUAUUGGCACUAUAGCGGAAUACCACCCGGAGUUGGUAGCAGAUGAAGUGCAUCGCAUAUGGAGGCUGUUUUUAAAUCUUCUAGAUUCCAAUAAGAAUACAGACACAGUCGUUUCAUCAGUACUAGAAGGCAUACGGGGCUUGUUCAAACAUUUCGGCCAAGAUUUGCCCGUUAUUGAAUUUAGGGAUUUGUACUCGAAGAUCUCUUGCGAGUACAUUGAGAAGAAGGGAUGCGAGAAAGAAUGUUUACAGAUAUUAGAAUUGUACUCGGAUUUAUUCAAAGAGUUGUUGGCUAAAGAUUUGUCCAUACGCGAGCGUUUAUGGUCCAGGCAGGAAUCUGCAGCGCUUAAAAGUGUGUAUGCCGCCUUAGCGACUACUGUUGAUAACCAGAAAUUACAGAUUAUAACAGAUACAGAAUUGCAACCACGCUUUUUAUCAGACUCCACCGAAGUGAAGUUCACAGCUCUCAGUAUAACACGAGUGCUGAGUAUACAGUAUGGAGUCACAGCAAAGACUGAAGGGUAUGUGGAUGUGCCAGUGUUACAGCAGGAGCUGAAUAUUGGGAAUGUCACUGUAGACACAGCUAGUGCGGUACUUUGGUGUAUAGAAUCAAACGCAUUGCACAGCGAUAGCUUGUUACAAACCGCCAUAUUGUUUUACACGAAUAUACCUAAUUCUAAGAGGAAGAGUAUUGUUGUUUAUGGUCUUCUCAACGCACCAGAGGAUGUGAGGAAAGCAGCAGUAACCCUUUUGAUAUCAGAGUCCUGUCAAUUAACAGACUCCUCCCAUAACAUAGACAAGUAUAUGCCUCUAUGGUCCGAUCUAUUCGAUAGCAAAGGAGGCAAAGACACAAUGGUCUUGGAAAGAAGGAGUUUGGUGUUCGGAGAUGUGAUGGCAUACUUGUUUGCAGUCUUGGAGUCGAUUCUGGAUGAGGGAUGCGAGACUCUCCCCGACAAAUUAUCUCCUCUCCUAACCCUGACCUUCCAUAUCCUAACAAUUUACCCCCAAGAAGAAGACACUAGUGUCCACUGUAAGAAACUGCUACGACUUCUAUCUGACUGCAUGCACGCAGUCACUGCGCCCUUACUGUCUGCAGUGGUAGUCAGCAGUCAACAUGCGGGGAUUAAACUUACUGAAUAUUGUGCUAAAAUACGAGUAGACAAGUGUUCUAAUGAAGCUCUGCUCUGCGAAUGUUGCUUCAUGUUGAUACAAGGCGACGCUGGGGUAGAUGUUGACAACGUGUUGGAGGCUUUACAGAUACUGUUCUCAAGAGGUAAUGUCGACCCCAAAAUUCUGAUACAAGCUCUACAGAGAUUGGAAAACGUUAUAACAGAGCACGACGAUUUAGAUACUGAGAAAUUGAACCAUAUUAUCCAUCUAGUGAGCAAAAUGCGUACACUCAAAGACAAAAGCGACAAAUAUGCGAGACUAUUGCACAAAGACAUUAUUGUAUUUCUCGGUAAAUAUGGAAAUGAUAACUGUAGUGAGAUAUGUAAAGAGAAUUCUGUCAUAGCCAGACUGAAAGAUAAACUAUUUCUGAAUAUACCAAACACAGAAGAUGGGAAGAUUUAUAAAGUGAAUCUUCAACGAAUUUCGCAAUUAGCGAUAGUACACGAGGACCCAGAAGCUCUGCAGAAGCUGUUGGCCAUCAUCUGUGCCAGUCUGCACAACAAAGACGACCCAGAUCUGCAGUUAGUCCUAACCAAUAUCAUACAAGCUUCGUGUCGUGCGCACGCGCAUUCUUCUAUACAAGGCGUGGAAUCUAUUCAUGCAGCCGUCCUGCUCUGUCGCACCGUGCCAUGCGUCUGUGCUCUUCUAACGGCGAUCGGCUCGGAGCAAUCCCCAGGGGCCCGUAAAAUGUUAUCGGACGCCCUCGAGGGUUCCCUACUCUUGGAAUCGGGGUCCGAACUCACAGAACUGCUGGUGAGGACCGCAGCCGAUGAAGCUAUUGCCAUGAUGGGUAGCGGGAAUGCUACCACCCGCAGUGGCGGCUUGAACGUAACCGAAGCACUAUUGGCAGCUUUGAAAGACAAUCACAUAUUACAACAAACCAUAUUACCUGAUCUUCUAACUCUCAUACUAGAAACAUCAGAUUUCGACGCCAAAGACACAUUCCAAAACGCAACAAAAAUCCUACUAGACAACAUACAAAUAUACGAUAAAAACACUAUUAAAGAAACUAUAGUGAAAUUGGCUAAAAAUGUUGUUAAAACUGAUAAUUUUAACAACAGCAUUGAUGUUAAAUUAUUCAAAGUUAAAGUCGAAGAAACUUCUUGUCUAAUGGUGGAUGUGGAAAAUUUUGAUGAUGAAGUUGUAGAAGUUUGCCUCUCUGGUUUGAGUGAGAAUUUUGGUAAAGUUGUUUACUUUAUGGGUGAAUACAAGAUGGGUCUGGGUGCUGGUGUCUUUGGCGAGGUUUUGGAAAGGAUUGUAGUUUUGUCUAUGGAUGGUAAGGGUUUGGAGGGUGACUUCACUGCGGAAGCGGCUCUGAAGUUUCUUCAAGAGUACUGCGAUGUGCUGUAUGAUACAAAUCGUGAGAUGACAUCAAAAGCUUUCGGCCACAUUGUAAGCAAUCUUCAUCCAAACAACGUGAUUUCUUUACGUAAACAAAUAAACAAUUUCGCCAUUGUUCACAAGAAACAUUUAAAACAUAGUAGUAUACAAGAAACAUAUAAAAAUUGGUGUUCAAAGUAUCAAAUUAAUUCAGCCAUUCUAAUAGAAGAUUUCUCAGAUGAUAUAGAAAAUUUAAAUGCUAAUACAGUGAGAGCUAUGAGAAUAUAUGUCGAAUUGUUCAACAUAGCGCUAUAUGAUGAUACUAUGUUACAUACUAUAUGUUAUAAUAUAUUAGAUUUUUACGCGGUGAAAGAAGAAAAGCAACUUGAUACUUGUAAAGAGUAUUUUACAGAUCUUCUGUUUGUAAGUCUGAAAUCUUUGACUGUGGAUAAUAUCAAGAAAUUCUUUCGCGUUGCUUACGAAAAAGCUGAUGUUAGAUUUUUAAGUUAUUUCAUGAAUGUUUUAAUGAAGUAUUUUUUAACGAAACCAUAUAUUUUGUUGAAUGGAGAUAUGAAACAUAUGGCUAUGAUUUUAAAGUACAUUUUGCAAGAAACACUGAAGAGGAAACAUGACGAUACCUUUUAUAACGGUGUUUUGGAAUUGAUAGAUGAGGUUUGGCCAAUAUUUGAUCCAAUAUUAACGUUCGAGGACAAGCACUACGUAUUGACAUUGGCCAAUCGUUUGCCAAUUCGAAUGAAGGCUGAAUCUAAUGGAAUGCAGUGGGCAAUCAGAGAGUGUAUUGCCAGAGAGAAUAUAGAGGAUAAAAUUAGAUUAGUCCAGUUAUUGCCUGGAGGGGAUGAGUGUAGCUUAUCAUACAGAUCGCUAGCCAGUUUGUUACCCACAAGAAUGUCAGAGCUGACAGGGUCCCAGCACACAGCCCUGCGUGUUAUAUUAGAUUCGUUGGCUAACACAGCUGAUGGAACCUUAUUGAAUAUCAUCGCUAAUUUAGCUGAUCGUGAUCCUUCUAAGGGUUGGUGGGAUGAUGCUAUGGCGUCCAGUGUUGCCUCUCUGGCUCGCGGAGACUGCCUCAAGCAUAGACAAGGCACCAUAGCCAAGGAAGAAGACGAUACCGUUCUAAUGAGUAUCGCCAAUACACUGUUUGAGAUCCCGUCGUCAGGCGUGUAUCAUCGUUUGCUGAUACCUUUGCUCAGGUACUCCACUACGUCGUUCUGUGAACAGUUUUACUGUAACGGGUUGAACAAGUUAUUGACAACUCUGAACACUUGGCCUCGUGGACCUACUCCUGGUUGUGAAGAACUCAUGAGGACUUUGAAAGGACAUGCCCGGGCAAUGGCACUCAUCACACUGGCAUUCGAAAGGAUACCGUUGAACUCGUUAAAGUCGCCCGAGUCGGUGUUAUAUUCGCAAGUGGCUAACAAACAAUCCUCUUAUUUGAUAAAGCGAGUGUGCACACUCUGUCAUACGCUGCGAUCUAAAACUAUCCCUGAUGAAGCUUCGGAAGAUUUGAAAGAUUGUUAUAGACAGUGUCUGGUGCAGAACUACAAAUGUUUCUGCGCCGCCGUCUGCGUGUCCCGGCCGGCGGAGAAGUUUUAUUCGUUCCUGUUUGAACUUAAGGAAUGGGAGAAAAUGGUGGACUCCAAUGUGGUGUACAAACUGCCUCUGCAGAGUCAGUGGAACAAAGGUCGCAAACUCCACUUGGUAGCGGCGAAUGUCCCCUCCGAAGGUGAUUAUCUUAAAGGCUUAACCGGGACUCGAACCAGCGGCACUCUUCACACGAGACUGUUCCUACGCACUCUCUCCGAUGACCCGUUGAAGUAUGAUCUGCAUCAGAUAGGGGACCAGGACGCCAACGCUCAAGACUUAGAACUUUUGGCCAACGAAUUAAACAAAGUAGAAUUGGUUCUCCCGCUGACCGCACUAGUGUCCCACGCGGCGCGACUCACACAUUACAAGUGGAGGGAAUCACUCUCACAAGCUUUGAAGCAAGGAACAAGGAAUACUAGGUGGAUAUUGGCGCAGGUGAUAUGCAACUGCAAAGAGGAAUUGUCACCGCACGCUAGCGUCAUCCGCCCGGCGUUGCUUGAGCUAGUGGCGGACACUGCCUGUGAUAAUGGAGGAAAGAAAACUUUGAACGGACUGCAUAUUGAUGUCCUUGAAACUGUAUUACAUUACGAGAUGUCACCGCUCCCCGAGCUAUCGUACUCGCAUUUGUCUUCUACAAUAGAGUAUCUAAUCAACACAGCCAUAGACAACGGCCACAGGACGUCCAUAUUCGGCACUCUGUUGCCUAUGCUCGGCAAAUUGGCCGAACUGUACACUGAGAGGGAAUUGCGAUGGAACGGAUUCGAUGAAUGCUUUUCGGCUCCAACUAAACUGAAGUAUCUUCUUUCCGUAUUAUUAGUAAUAACCAAACACAGAGUUAAUGUCACAAACUUGCUACAGACAUUAUGUAAUCUAGACCAAAAGUAUUGGUCUCAAGAACCAAGGCUGUCUGAAUUAUUCGGUUACGCGUUAUCGUGUGCGAGCGAGAGGGCUGUAUAUCUGUCUCAGCAUCGAAGGUUUCUGGCGAGAAGAGUGGGGGAUGUGGAUUAUGUCAAACUGGUGUAUAAUGCACAGAAGGGGUAUCCGAAGUUGGUCGAUGAAGCGAUAUUCAAAGUCAUCACAGAUUUGACACCGAAGUCAGUGGGCACUAACAAAACCUGGUGUCUGAAGAUAUUAUCGAGUUACGUCGAACACACCACAGACGCAACGGCCACUAUAUCCGACAUGUUCGAAACUAUAGACAUUUGCUCGCUGCUCCAAGAGAGCAAUAUUGAAGCAUUGUGCGUCUUAAAGCAUGGUUGUAGUAAGAUGGGUGGGAGGCUGCGUAGGAGAGUUGGUAAUACGCUGGUAGGGCUGUGUUCCAGUACCGAUGUGAAGGUCAGAAGACCAGCGCUGGAGGUGGCUUUGAAGAUAUUCCAGGAUCUAUUCAAACCGCAAUCAUCAGAACCUCCUCAAAAGCGACGUAAACUGACCCCUGAUACAUCACAAUCUCUCAUACUGACGGGCGGCGACGACCCCGAGACUGGCAGGGUGAUGGAGUGCGUGUCCAGGGGACUGGCAGAUUAUGACGAGGAUCUGGCUAAAGCUAUGAGGAAUGGAGUUAGUCUGUGUCUUAAUACUGAAGAUAUGGGAGUCAGGUUAGCGGAAUGCUUCAUGCUUGCUAUGAGUAUACCGGCCGUGACCAGGAAGGGAGACGUGUGUGCGUGUGUGUGUGUGUUCCUGCAGAUAUUGUUCCAACAUGUCCGCACUCAGCACAGGUUCCAAGUCCUCAAACUGAGUGAAGAGCCGAUGAUUGUCAGGGAUUCGACCGCUGGACCACCGAAGCUGCUUACAAACAGCAGAACCUACCAUGGCACCUUCUUGAGUGUAGCCUCUAGGAAAAUAAAGAAGAUAAAAGAAGCACCCGUCUCUAAAGGUAUUGAUAUUCAAAUACCUAUUAACGAUAUUCUUGGGACCAUGAUACAAUUCGCAAAGGAUAAACCAGACGUUGCACAAGCUCUGUGCUUGCAAGUGCUUAAGAGUGUAUUAGCACAUUCCGGUCCCGGGUUCGAUGCCCGUGCCGCCCUCUCGCGGUUAGUGAGGGACAUGCUUGAUUCCACGUUGGGGGAGUUAACUCCACUGGCUGUGGAGAUGGGGAGAAUUCUUGUGGACCAGAUGCAAGUUAUGCCAGGUUUCCGCAACACCAUGGACAAGUUGAAACAAUCCACCAAACGUACGGAAGGGGAGGCUGUCAUUUCGCUUCUUGUAGAAGAUCUGUUGUUGAGAAGCGGAGAGGAUGUGUUCGUGUUGCCAUUUAUGAAACAUGAUGAAACAUUACUUAUGGAGGUGGAACCAUCUUCGGCGACUUCUUUAGAUGACAUCACGUCUGCUUUCGGCAAGCUUUCUGACUGGGACAAGCUUACCGUACAAUCGAAGUAUGUCCUGAAGAAUUCCGGCCUGCCCCAACUGUGGGUGGACGCUUAUACCUUCAAGUCUUGGAUAGACGUUUACGAGGUUCCAAACACCAAGUCGUGGUUCAACAAACUGGUGGUGACUUAUAAAGACGAGAGCAAGCAGGACGGCCUGCGCUGGCUGAAAGAGACGGAUAGAUGGCCAAGGGAUCACUUCCACGUGUCUACUGUUGCAGAAGCUAUACAAUACCACACGUCAGACAACUAUGUUGACAUCAAACUGCCCGGUUGCAUCCGACCCGCUGAUUGCUUGGCUGAGUGGGCUGCUAGACUCAUGAUAAGGAGAAUGGCUUCCCCCUCCAGCGACAGUAUAAGUGAAGAUAUCUCUCUCCCGGGAGACUUGGAGUUGAUGUGGUGCAAAGAAGCGAAUGACAGAAUGCUGCCAUAUUUAGCCCUCAAUUGUGCGAGCGUCAAUAUUAAUGGUGCCAUGGGAGUGGCACAGUUGGUUUCUUGGCACAUUGAGAAAGCUCGCGCCUUAAGAACCAUUGGUUUGGACAACGAAGAUAUGGAUAUGUUGAAGGAAUCUCUUUCUUUACUAGAAUCUACGACUUUGGCAAUAGAUACGGCAGAUCUAGACGUUAUAGUUUUGAAUAAACUUAAGCUGUCAUUACAUCAAGAUAUUGGAUCCAUAACUAAACAGAAAGUUCUAGAAGCACUUACGGUGGUAGGAUCUUACACAGAAUCACGUAAUUUGAGCAGGAAGAAUAAACAAGCCCUGAGCUCUUUAUACGAACUAACCAUGACUUAUUACGAUGACAUUUGGAUAAACGAACCUUCGAAAUGUGAUCUAAUAUCCAAUAUGGCGGACGUGUUAGGAUCAAUGGCAGAUCUAGGCCUCAGUUGUAGAUCGGAGAUGCUGCUGUCUGUGAUACUGAAUAGAUUGGAUGACAUAGACAUCGUAGACGCAGCGACAUCCAAGAAACUAUUGGGAAAGAUCUGUACGAUGAUCAGUGGUUUGAAUGAGUUCUCACUGGAAGCGAUCAAGGGUCACGUGACUCGAUUCCCGGUCGAUGUAAUCGAUGAAUUCCCGGAUAUCCGGGACGCUGUGACUCACGCGUGUGAAGAAGACAACGUUAGACGCUGCCUGCAGCUAGUCUGCGACCCGCGGCAUUCGCUGUCGUUACGAUGCGCAAAAUUACUACAGAUUACCGAUCCACAAGAAUGGAAGACAAACUUAGAUCUUCUGAAAGCCAACGUGUUCGAGAACCCUUACGCCGCGUCCAGCACCGAGUACAAUCUGCUUAACAAGUAUAGAGACGACUUUUACAAGAUCGAACACUUUGAAGCAACAGACCAUUCCCAAAGAAUCUUGAUUCUGGACAAAGUAUUGAAAGAUCUAUCUCAGAAAGUUACCGAUAGGAGAACACUGCGGCUAUCGCAGCUCUGUCCUGCUCUAACGCAGCGUAUGGAGGUGGGGAGUGAAAGAGACAGAUGCAUGUCCAGGUUACUGAGGCUGGGUAAGCUGAGCCUGGUCAAGUUUUAUGAGCAGGUGUCUGUAUUCACGUCUGCCAUCACUCGGCCCGUAGUGAUCAGAGCCCUUCUGUCAGACGGCUCUAGCCGGCUCUACAUCAGUAAAGUGGGCGAGCGGCUCAAAGUUGACGCCGCGGCUCAAACUAUAGCCAGAGCCGGGGAUAGUAUUACCGGCUCAAGAUUCCAGGGUUAUACGGUGACACCACUGGGUGAAGAUAGUGGGCUCAUAGAAUAUUUGGAAGAAAACGUUACCUUCAGGGAGAUGAUAUCCAGCGUACAUGACUUGGAGGAAAUAUCGAGGGGUCUGAGCAAAUCCAUAAUAUCAACUUCUCCAAUGGACAAAUUCAUGACGCUCUGCAAGCAGAUUCCAGCUUACACGCUCAGAUCGGCUGUUGAGAACAACUGUUCUUCUGUAGAAGACUUCAUCGCAAAGAAACGUCAUUUUACCGAAACACUCUGCUCGCUCACACUUUUUGGCAGCAUACUUGGCCUAGGUGAUCGGCAUCUAGAAAACCUUCUAUACAUAAGGAAUACCGGGGCAGCUUGUUGCGUAGACUGGGCCAACAGUCUCCAGUACGGGAGGGGGGAGCUCCCUCCCGCUAGGAUCACCAGGAAUGUACUUGGCUUGGUGGAUGGGGAGGUCCUAGAAGCUAAACUACAAAACAUGCUACUGGCUCUACGCAGCUCGCACAAACUGUUUUCGAAUACAAUCGAGCUUGUAUUCAAGCGUUUGGGACAGGAAUUCCAAGAUAAGUUUUCCUACAUAAGUAAGUUCUUACGCGGCGUUGCCUCUACAUACGACUUGAGCGAGAUGUCAUUGAGCGAGGACGAACACAAGUACUCCGAGCAACUCAGGAUACUCAGGGAGAUCUUCGGCAAGGAUACUCAACGGGAAUACUCUGUUGUGGAACAGGUAAACAUUUUGCUACGCCAGUGCACUCACCCACGUAUACUCAGCAUCACCAGGGAAGGAUGGGAGGCGUACAUUUAAACCAUACACGUUUAAAUUCAAAUAUUGGUUUAAUAAUAAAUUGUACAUAGGAUUAAAAAAAUAUGUGCGUGUACUAGUGUACACACGUAAGAAGUGAAACUUCUUUAUGGCCUUAUUUUUUUCGAAAAAUGAUCUACAUGCAACUUUCCAGAAAUAUAUAUAUAUAUAUAGGCGUGCGCUAAGAUU